AUGGACGCAGCGAGUCAGCUUGUCUGCUGCGGAAUCGAACCCUUCCGGCGGAAUUUUCCGGCUGGGACUCACUCGGCUUCGACGUUAAAGAAGAGAAUCGAUCACAAUUCGCUUCCGAGAGUUGUUAGGAUUCGGAGACGACACGGUGUCGUACGCGCCGUGGCUAUCGAGCCGAGACCAACAGAAACCAAGUCUUCUUCAAGUACAGUUAAAGUCAUCAAUGGGUCUCCCAAAUCACCGUCGUCGAAGCAGGUCAAUGGAGUUUCUACUAGAGUCGGAGACGUUUCGAAAGAGAUCAAACGAGUGAGAGCACAGAUGGAAGAAAAUGAGGAUUUGGCAAUACUUAUGAGGGGGCUCAGGGGUCAAAAUUUGAGAGAUGAGCUAUUUGCUGACAACAAUAUCAAGCUCCGCCUAGUUGAGGUUGAUGAAAGCAGUGAUUUUUUGCCUUUGGUGUAUGAUCCUGCUACCAUCUCUGCAUAUUGGGGAAAACGACCACGUGCUGUUGCAACCCGUAUUGUUCAGCUAUUGUCUGUUGCUGGAGGUUUUCUUUCACGUCUUGCUUGGGAUGUGAUAAACAAGAAGGUCAAACAGAAUGAAGUUGCUCGAGCAAUUGAGCUAAGGGAAAUUGUAACCUCUUUGGGUCCAGCAUAUAUAAAACUUGGGCAAGCAUUGAGCAUUCGGCCAGAUAUACUCUCACCUGUUGCAAUGAUUGAACUGCAAAAACUUUGUGACAAGGUUCCAUCAUUUCCUGAUGACGUUGCUAUGGCUCUUAUAGAGGAGGAGCUUGGUCAGCCAUGGCAAAACAAUUAUUCUGAUCUUUCUCCCUCUCCUAUUGCUGCUGGUAAUAUCAAUACCAAAGUGUCUUUGACUAUAAUUAAUGUCCUCUCUAGGUGCUGCUGUAGUAAUUUAUGUGAUUGA
Messenger RNA from Ilex paraguariensis (yerba mate), 918 nucleotides. The record is from the annotation of a GenBank genome assembly. Lineage: Eukaryota; Viridiplantae; Streptophyta; Magnoliopsida; Aquifoliales; Aquifoliaceae.